ACCAGCUGCUUCCUAAUUCACUCAUUGACCAAAAGUUGAAAAAGUCAAACAAUCUGAUUUUAAUCCAACAUGGAUAUUAUUGAUAAUCCUCCCCCUGAUACAACUUUCAAUUGUGUGUCCAUAGAAGAUGGUCUCUGGUUCGGUCUCCAAUCCGAAACUCCAUCGACAGGCGAGUUGGUUAAACAAAAGAUUGUUUCUAAGAAAAUAAUAACCAUGCUUUACUUGAAAAGGUUUAUUUUUGUGACAGAUUAUGUUCUAUAUCUCUGGGUUUGGAGUGAUGAGUCUAAUCAACUUACGGGGGACUUAGGAGUAGCAUUUACUAGUAAAAGUAAGACAAUCCAGAGUGCCUGCUCAACUAUUAAAUCGUAUUGUAUGCAAAAAUGUGAUAUUGAAAACGGAUAUCUGUGUUUCGGGUGCAGCCUACGAGACCUACUGAAAGCGAUGUGGACAGAAAGAGUCAAGUCCUUGAAAAUAUAUUGCUCAUCUCGACAAAAAGCUUUUUGGACGAAAUGUGGGUUAAGGGAUAUACUCGACUCAUUAGCAGUUUUGAUGCCCUCCGAGUGCUUGCCGUUAUUACGUCCGCACGCCAAAAAACUAAUGGAUCAUUUAGGCAAAAUCCCCGAACUUGUAAGCCACCUUGAUGAUAUCAGGUUAAGAUUGGAGGAAGACCCAUUCCCACCCAUUCUAAGACGAAAAAUGUGGAAGGAUUUGGCUAAACGGUACCUAGACGAAAUGAGAAGAUGUGGAAAGAAGAUGCCUGCGGCCGGACCUCGACCCGCUCUAACUCCAGUUGCAUAUGUUCCACCUGGAUCAGGCCAGUUGGCAAGAUCAACCAGUACUUCGAUCGCAUCGGAAUGGAUAAAAACAAAUCUUGUAAAACUUGAUGGAUCAAUAGCUUUUGUUCAAGACCUCCAUGAUAUGUAUGAACGAAAUGUUGCACCUGAGAAUGUAAUGACUUUGUCGAACUUUAGUAAAUUAGUCCGUCAAGAAAUACCAGCAGUGCUCACUGGCAACAUUAUGAAUUUCUAUGCAUGCAGAAAAACGAGAUGGGAUACAACUCAGAACGUUUAAAAACAUUAAAGUUCGCAAAGUUCCUUCACCCAGUAACCGAUUUGGCUCAAAUAUUUUCGAACCACCACCAGCGCAUGUCGCUGGUGGACCUUCUAUAACCAUUGAUGAUGAACCAAUGAUAGAGGAAGUGGAUCAAAAAAAGUCUGAAGGAGAUAAACUAGCCGAAGCUCUAGCCAAAGUAAAACAGUUAGAGGACCGAGUGAAACAUUUGGAGAAAGUGAACCGAAACCAGUUCAAUGUGAUUAAACAUAUGUAUAAGAGGAACGCAUCGAUUCUUCUGAAAUUACAGCAGAAACCUUCAUACGGUGCUCAAUAACUUAUGAUUAAUUUGUUAUUUAGUUUUAUGACACUGAUUGUUGGUUUUCGUUUCCGGUAUUCUCAAUAAAAUUAAUAGUAGAUAUAUGCAGUUAGAAUA
Folsomia candida is the source of this 1486-nucleotide messenger RNA. RefSeq lists its product as uncharacterized. Lineage: Eukaryota; Metazoa; Arthropoda; Collembola; Entomobryomorpha; Isotomidae. Bases 70 to 1071 code for a protein of 333 amino acids. The record is from RefSeq and is a predicted model, not a curated record. The transcript has 4 exons.